GUAGCAAAGUUUGCAAUGCAAAUAAGUGUACACAGGAGAAAAGAACGCCUGAGAUUCUGGCGUCGGAAAGCAGAGGGCAGGAGAUGGAAACGGAUACUCAGUGAUGGAUCUGCAUGUAUUACAAGCGAAUAUCAAUCACUCUGCUAGAGCGCAAGACCUGUUGAUGCAGAGCAUGGCAGAGUGGCUGAUAAACAUCGCUAUCGUUGCUGAACCAUAUUAUGUGCCACCUAGAGACAACUGGGCGGGGGACGAGGAAGGUUUAGUUGCCCUCAUUUCGUCAGGAUCUCCACCAAUGGAGAAUAAAUCAAGAGGUAGGGGCUUUGUGGCUUCACAUGUCGGGGAUCUGCUGGUUGUAGGAGUGUAUUUCUCACCUAAUCGACAGCUAGCAGAGUUCGAAGAAUUUCUUGGGCGACUUGGAACUUUUGUGGGCAGCAAUCGGUCUCGGCCCGUCGUUAUCGCAGGAGACUUUAAUGCCAAAUCAACGGCAUGGGGCUCCCCCGUAACAAGUGCAAGGGGACGGCUAGUUGAGGAGUGGGCCCUUGAACUAGGCUUGGUUCUGCUCAACCGGGGCAGCGUACAGACAUGCGUCCGACAUAAUGGUGGCUCCAUCGUGGACCUUUCGUUCGCGAGUCCCGUCAUCGGACGGCGUAUAUCCGACUGGAGGGUGGUUGAAGGGUCGGAGACAUUGUCGGAUCACAGAUACAUCCGUUUCAGUGUCUGCACAAAUUCAUCUCCAUCACACACACAACGUCGAGCAACUGAAAGCGGUGAAGGUCCACGGUGGGCAGUGAAGAAGCUCAAUCGGGAAGACUUGGAAGAGGCCGCCAUCGUGUUGGGUUGGGCUACACCAGUUCAUAGUGCUAGCAUUGACAUAGACGAGGAAGCUAUGCAGUUUCGACAGGCACUUACACAUUUAUGUGACGCGGCGAUGCCACGUAUACGGUAUCGCGGACCCGUAAAACGACAAGUGUACUGGUGGUCGCAGGAGAUCGCCGAACUACGGCGCUCGUGUGUCAAUGCACGUCACCGGUACGCAAGAUUCCGUAGGAGACGUCGCCGCCCUGAGGACGCACCUGUGCGUGAAUCCGAAUUGUAUGCUUUGUAUACAACCGCGAAGAAAGACCUUCAGUUAUCAAUAAAAGCUGCAAAAGUCCGAGCACGAGAGGAACUAUUGGCCAUCCUGGGGUAAACUUCGAGCUUGGACUCCCCCACUGACGCAAGUUAUGAGGCCACAACUCCUUCAAGAGGUGGUAUCUGCGCUGUUUCCCGAAACCGAUGCCCACUUCACUCCUCCACCUCUAUCGAGUCGCGCAUUUGAUGAGAGGACAGCCGAUUCGACUGAUAGUUGUCCGGAUAUAACAGAGCAGGAGUUACAGAAGGCAAUUGAUAGGCUCAGGGUUAAAAACACAGCUCCCGGACCAGACGGUGUUCCAGGCCGAGCUCUUGUGCUAGCUUUAAAAUCGUUGGGCCCUCGCCUUUUGCGGCUUCUUUCAGCGUGUCUUCAACAGGGACGGUUUCCGAUGAUCUGGAAGAAAGGAAAGCUGGUCCUCCUGCGAAAGGAAGGGCGUCCGGCUGAGUCACCGUCUGCUUACCGCCCCAUCGUGUUGCUAGACGAGGUAGCUAAAAUCUUCGAGAAGAUCAUAGCAGAUCGCCUCGUCCACCAUCUGACACACGUGGGCCCGGAUCUAGCGGACAAUCAAUUCGGUUUUCGGCGUGGGCGCUCUACUAUAGACGCAGUCUCUCGACUGAAGAGCAUGGCACAGCAGGCAGUUGCACAGGGGGAGGUUGUGUUGGCGGUGUCCCUAGACAUAGCCAACGCGUUCAACUCCAUCCCUUGGUGUUGCAUAGAGGAGGCACUUGUUCACCACGGGG
Molecule: messenger RNA, 1872 nt
Organism: Trichoplusia ni (cabbage looper)
Lineage: Eukaryota; Metazoa; Arthropoda; Insecta; Lepidoptera; Noctuidae
Exons: 2
Coding region: 104-1189 (361 amino acids)
Molecular function (GO): catalytic activity
Source: RefSeq, a predicted model, not a curated record